Molecule: messenger RNA, 743 nt
Organism: Diuraphis noxia (Russian wheat aphid)
Lineage: Eukaryota; Metazoa; Arthropoda; Insecta; Hemiptera; Aphididae
Product: tetratricopeptide repeat protein 12-like
Biological process (GO): axonemal dynein complex assembly; sperm axoneme assembly
Cellular component (GO): cytoplasm; centrosome
Molecular function (GO): protein binding
Source: RefSeq, a predicted model, not a curated record
UAUUGGUGUCGAGAUGUCCAACCACAUUGACGACGGAGAGUUUGAAGAAUCUAUGCGCAAAGUCAAUCUCAUAAGUGGCAUUAUUAAGGAUUUGAGUUCACCAAAUGAAGCCAAGUCCAGAGUAGGCAUACUCAGAGCAGAAGAGCUGCUGGGCGAUGGUGAAAAAACGUGGGACGAGAGUUCACUGAAAACURUGCAAAACGGUACAUCAAUAAACCAUAAAGCUUUCGAAGACCUAGGCAAAUCCAAAGAUGAAGUACCCUCAGACGCUGCUGGAUUUAUGGCACACGUGGAAAGAGACGCGAAACAGAGGUCUGAAGCUAAGAAAAAAGAAAUAAAACGUUCAGACUAUUUGAAAACAAUGGGUAACUAUGAAUACCGCAAAGGAAACUAUGAAAAAGCUCUCAUCUACUACAAUCAAGCCAUCGACGUACGCAAAGAUAGCUGCGUGCUGUUCACCAACCGGGCGCUGACCAAGAUCAAUUUGGGUCUGAUGGACGAAGUGAUCAGCGAUUGCGAUCGAGCGUUGCGUCUCAAUGAUCGAUCGCUAAACGCCGUCCUCUACAAGGCUGAAGCAUUAUGGGGGCUGGGCGAUACCAAAGCUGCCGAGGAAUUGCUCGAGAUCKCCCUCAAAACUCAUCCCGAUCAUGCCACACGCAUACAAGACUACCAAAAUAAAUUGAGCUGCAGUCGUUAAUGCCCAUCAUGUUGUAAAAGUGUAAAUCUUUCGCCACCCUCAAGAA